Mugil cephalus (flathead mullet) is the source of this 1687-nucleotide messenger RNA. It is a transcript of the gene faap24, whose product is annotated as FA core complex associated protein 24. Gene Ontology annotation, cellular component: Fanconi anaemia nuclear complex. The transcript has 4 exons. The record is from RefSeq and is a predicted model, not a curated record. Bases 169 to 822 code for a protein of 217 amino acids. NCBI's taxonomy places the organism in Eukaryota, Metazoa, Chordata, Actinopteri, Mugiliformes, Mugilidae. Gene Ontology annotation, molecular function: chromatin binding. Gene Ontology annotation, biological process: interstrand cross-link repair.
UUCUGGCCAUCCUCUCGAUAAACUCAGCACAAGAACAAGAAAUUUUGAUGUUUGGGAGGGAGAAGAAGAGCUGCUGGUACCACAAGUACUUACACUAGACCGCAAGUAUUUGGAUCCAGUGGUAUACUUAAGUAUGUAGUAGGGUGAGACUGGUUGGGGCUUAGCGUCAUGGAGGACAAAGGGCAUGUCCUACUGAAUGCGGUUCCUCCUUACGGACAUGUUAUUUGCAGCGAGAAAUGGAGAAAUUCGUCGCUCAUUCAAAGCUUAAAAGGUGGUGGUGUUAAAAUCCUCUUUGAGAAUGAGCUUGGUGUGGCAGAUUUCCACCUGCCCAACAAAACCAGCAUUCUGUAUGUAUCUGAGUGCGACAUCAUAGCGGGGAACAGCUACAAGAGGAAGCUGGUUCGUUACAGAAAUGCCAGCAGCAGUUUCCAGGAGCUGGUGUUGGUGGAGAAGACCAGACUUAGUGAGCAGUACUUCCCCACUGUACAGAAGUUUGUGGCGUUUGACCUGGGUCUGUCUCUGCUGCCGGUCAGCGGACAGACUGAGGCCUCACAGCUCGUCACCCAAAUCGUUCAUGGGGAGGCCAGAGGGAACCCAUUCAGACGGAAGAGUUCAUGCAGGCUGUUGGACCCACUAGUUCUGGCUUUUGUCCAGCGGGUUCCUGGGGUGGGAAAAGUCAAAGCUCUGGCUCUGCUGCAGAACUUCCCCAGCAUCCAGGAGCUCUGCAACGCUGUCCCUUCUGAGUUGGAGCCUAUCGUGGGCCAAGCUGGCGCUCAGCAGAUCCACAGCUUCUUCCACAAACACACAGCUGCUGGAAGCUAAAGGUCACAAAAAGUUCCUGUUCCAGCACCAAAAUCUUAACACGGUGGAUCACAUAGACUCACUUUAUUUGAAAUUUGUAAUGCUACAAACGCAAAGUUUGUCAUUUACAGUGUGCAAACUAUAAGAGACUAUCACUGUUACAGCCUUGCGCAAUUCACAUGACGUCAGUUUGUAAAGUUAGGAAAACAUGCCUGACUUAAAAACUAGAAGUGGGAGAAGGAAUAAUUAAUUUACAAGUUUGGUGAAAAUGCUACCCUGCAGGUGUUUGGCAGGUAAUUUAGGUUUAUCAGUUCGGCAUUCACAGAACAGUGAACAGAUAUAUUCACAGGCCAUAUCAAAUGUUUUCUCUCAAGGCACUUAGAGCAAGUGGUUAAGAUUAGAGAAAGAGUGUGGUCUGGUUUAACAGACCUUAAAUGUUCAUUUAUAUUUAAUCCAAACCACAAUCUUUCUGUAAACUUAUGAAUCUGUGGUGGGAGAGUUGAAUGUUUUUUUUUUUUUUUGUUUUUAACACCUGCCUGUGCAUGUAAUUGAGCCAGAAGUUAUAUUUGCCACUGAACAAGGAGACAGUUGAGUCAUAUAUGAAUGUAACUUCAAGGCAUUUCGCUUGGUUGUGCUGUUCUUUGGCAUCAUGUAUUGUUAAUGCUUGUGUUUCAAUUCAGCUGUUAAAUCAGCUUCCUUUUUAAAAGGGCUUCAACCAAACAAAUUAUUCAGUUUGCUAAUUCCAAGCAAAAAGAAGAAAAACUUCAUUCAUCGUCUGUGUAGGAGGGUGAUCAUUUUCUUUAUGAAGUCGAAAGGGAAUGGCCCGUGUUCUUUUAUUUGUUUGUUUUUUUACUUUUUCUCAAUAUAUCCUUAUUGUUGUGCUUCA